This is a messenger RNA of Jaculus jaculus (lesser Egyptian jerboa), 4198 nucleotides long. RefSeq names its product F-box protein 11 (gene Fbxo11). The transcript has 23 exons. The coding region runs from base 192 to 3023 and encodes 943 amino acids. Lineage: Eukaryota; Metazoa; Chordata; Mammalia; Rodentia; Dipodidae. The record is from RefSeq and is a predicted model, not a curated record. Gene Ontology annotation, biological process: protein ubiquitination; ubiquitin-dependent protein catabolic process; regulation of apoptotic process. Gene Ontology annotation, molecular function: protein binding; zinc ion binding.
CCCUGCGCCCUCGUCCUCCUCGGGCGCCCUCCCGGGAGCUCGCCGUGUGUGUGUGUGUGUGUGCGCGCGCGUGGGUGUGCGCGCCAGUGUGUGUGCGUGAGUGUGAGCGUGUGUGUGUGUGUGUGUGUGUGUGUGAGUGAGUGAGCGUGUGUGUGUCCCUCCGCCAACGCCGCCACCUCCAAGCCCGGCAAAUGAACUCCGUCCGAGCCGCCAACCGGAGACCCAGGCGAGUGUCGCGGCCGCGCCCGGUGCAGCCACCGCAGCAGCAGCAGCAGCAACAGCAACAGCAGCAACAGCCACCGGCGCCCCAGCAGCAGCAGCAGCAGCAGCAACAGCCGCAGCAACAGCAGCAGCAGCAGCAGCAGCCGCAGCAACAACAACCUCCGCCGCCGCCGCUGCAGCAACCCCCGCCGCCGCCGCCGCCGCCGCCUCCGCCGCUGCCCCAGGAGCGGAACAACGCCGGUGAGCGGGAUGAUGAUGUUCCUGCAGAUAUGGUUGCAGAAGAAUCAGGUCCUGGUGCACAAAAUAGUCCCUACCAGCUUCGUAGAAAAACUCUUCUGCCGAAAAGAACAGCGUGUCCUACAAAGAGCAGUAUGGAGGGUGCCUCAACUUCAACUACAGAAAAUUUUGGCCAUCGAGCAAAACGCGCAAGAGUGUCUGGAAAGUCACAAGACCUAUCAGCAGCCCCUGCUGAACAGUAUCUUCAGGAGAAACUGCCAGAUGAAGUUGUUUUGAAGAUCUUCUCUUAUUUGCUGGAGCAGGAUCUGUGUAGAGCAGCUUGUGUCUGUAAACGCUUCAGUGAACUUGCUAAUGAUCCAAUUUUGUGGAAACGAUUAUAUAUGGAAGUAUUUGAAUAUACUCGUCCUAUGAUGCAUCCUGAACCUGGUAAAUUCUAUCAAAUUAAUCCAGAAGAAUAUGAACAUCCAAAUCCUUGGAAAGAGAGUUUCCAGCAAUUGUAUAAAGGUGCACACGUAAAGCCAGGAUUUGCUGAACAUUUCUACAGUAACCCUGCAAGAUAUAAAGGAAGAGAAAAUAUGUUGUAUUAUGAUACCAUUGAAGAUGCCCUUGGUGGAGUCCAAGAAGCUCAUUUUGAUGGACUUAUCUUUGUUCAUUCUGGAAUAUAUACUGAUGAGUGGAUAUAUAUUGAAUCUCCAAUCACCAUGAUUGGUGCAGCACCUGGGAAAGUUGCAGAUAAAGUCAUCAUUGAAAACACUAGAGACUCAACCUUUGUCUUUAUGGAAGGCUCUGAAGAUGCUUAUGUUGGCUAUAUGACAAUAAGGUUUAACCCUGAUGACAAGUCUGCUCAACACCACAAUGCACACCACUGCCUAGAGAUCACAGUAAACUGCAGCCCAAUUAUUGACCACUGCAUCAUCCGAAGCACAUGCACAGUGGGCUCCGCAGUGUGUGUGAGUGGUCAGGGGGCGUGUCCCACUAUCAAGCACUGCAACAUCAGUGACUGUGAGAAUGUUGGACUUUACAUAACAGAUCAUGCACAGGGAAUAUAUGAAGAUAAUGAAAUUUCCAAUAAUGCGUUAGCUGGGAUUUGGGUUAAAAAUCAUGGAAACCCAAUUAUAAGACGGAAUCAUAUUCAUCAUGGACGUGAUGUUGGUGUGUUCACGUUUGACCAUGGCAUGGGUUACUUUGAAAGCUGCAACAUACACAGAAACAGGAUAGCAGGCUUUGAAGUAAAGGCCUACGCUAACCCAACGGUGGUUCGGUGCGAGAUUCACCACGGGCAGACAGGAGGAAUAUACGUCCAUGAAAAGGGAAGAGGACAAUUCAUAGAGAAUAAAAUCUAUGCAAACAACUUUGCAGGUGUAUGGAUUACCUCAAAUAGUGACCCGACAAUAAGGGGAAAUUCUAUAUUUAAUGGAAAUCAAGGAGGAGUUUAUAUCUUUGGUGAUGGACGAGGCCUUAUUGAAGGAAAUGACAUUUAUGGCAAUGCAUUAGCAGGAAUUCAGAUUAGGACAAAUAGUUGUCCAAUUGUUCGACAUAACAAAAUUCAUGACGGACAACAUGGUGGGAUUUAUGUGCACGAGAAAGGACAAGGCGUCAUCGAAGAGAAUGAAGUUUACAGCAACACUCUGGCCGGGGUCUGGGUGACUACAGGCAGCACCCCGGUGCUGAGAAGAAACCGAAUCCACAGCGGCAAGCAGGUUGGUGUUUAUUUUUAUGACAAUGGGCACGGGGUGCUAGAGGACAAUGACAUCUACAAUCAUAUGUAUUCGGGGGUGCAAAUAAGGACCGGAAGCAACCCCAAAAUUAGACGCAACAAAAUUUGGGGAGGACAGAACGGUGGAAUUCUAGUUUAUAAUUCUGGGUUAGGCUGUAUAGAGGAUAAUGAGAUAUUCGACAACGCCAUGGCUGGGGUCUGGAUCAAGACGGACAGUAACCCUACACUAAGAAGAAAUAAAAUCCACGACGGUAGAGAUGGCGGCAUCUGUAUAUUUAAUGGGGGUCGAGGUCUGCUGGAAGAAAACGACAUUUUCAGGAAUGCUCAAGCAGGCGUCCUCAUCAGCACCAACAGUCAUCCAGUCUUAAGGAAAAACAGAAUAUUUGAUGGAUUUGCUGCAGGUAUUGAAAUUACAAAUCAUGCAACGGCAACCCUAGAAGGCAAUCAGAUUUUUAACAACCGAUUUGGAGGCUUGUUUUUAGCAUCUGGUGUUAAUGUGACAAUGAAAGAUAACAAAAUAAUGAACAAUCAAGAUGCCAUAGAGAAGGCUGUUAGUAGAGGCCAAUGUUUAUAUAAAAUAUCAAGUUAUACUAGCUAUCCCAUGCAUGAUUUCUACAGAUGUCACACGUGUAACACCACAGACCGAAAUGCCAUAUGUGUGAACUGCAUUAAGAAGUGCCAUCAGGGACACGACGUAGAAUUUAUUAGACACGAUAGGUUUUUCUGUGACUGUGGUGCUGGAACACUGUCUAAUCCUUGUACACUAGCUGGUGAGCCUACACACGAUACAGACACACUAUAUGACUCUGCUCCGCCUAUAGAAUCUAAUACAUUGCAGCACAACUGAAACCUUCCCUAAAGAAAACGUCCUGCCAUUCUAACAGCAUAACUUAAAACAUUUUUGAAAGAAGAUUUAAAAUAUUUGCCCAUGCUACAGGAAGAGACUGUAUUAAAAAAAAUGGAUACACAAGGUCAGUUGACACUAUGAAGCUCGAGCUACCAAAAAGAAAGUGGCAAUAUAUUGACUCAGGAUCUCAAAGCUGGGUGUUUUAGCAUUACUGUGUAAAGACUUUUGAAGGGACAGAAGUGAAGAAAUAAGCUGCAAUUUUGUACAGAUACCAACUUCCGAAAAGCUGGUGUUUCCCAGCUAGCAUCGAAUGCAGCCCACUUUGCAGUCGUGAUCCCCAGUAGACGGCAGCUUUGUUGCUGCCUUGGUGGGCAUGGGUACCAAUUGCUUUUGUAAUACGGUAAAAAUGUGAGCUAGCACUUCUGCAUUUCUUUUCAUUUUUUAACAUGUAUUCAGAUUGAGAAAUAUGAUUUUAAUGCUUUAAUCUCAUGUAGUUUGUUUUUAAUUUCAAGCAAAAUCUUAUUGUACUUGAAUGUGCCCUGUUUUGUUAGCACACCUAGGCUUGCUGUAACUGUACUCAUGUCCCAGGAUGUACGUUCUUUCUAUGAAAGAGAAAACACUAAUCUUAAAUUAUAUCCAGCAAUGUUUCUGGUAUCCUUUAAGAAAAGUUAAUUAUUUCCUUCCUUUCCCUGUGCAGCAUUUAAAAUGACCCCUAGAAAAAGUGAGUGUUUUAAUGAGACUUCCUAGGAAGGGAUGCACUGUAAAACAAAAGUAUUCUUGUAACUCAGUUUUGUGAAAGGUAAAAACUACUAUGUUUUAAAGUACACUUUAGAAAGUCUCUUCAAAACAGUCCUGUAUUUGAACUCUGUUCAUAGUUUUCUUUUGAACAGUUUAGACAAAACUGCUGGAAAUUAACACAAUUUCCUGCAUUAAGCUGAGACCAGUAUAUAUACAGCCUAUACAGUUUCAUAGCUCCCUCCCCAUUUGUGUAUUGGUGACAGUGGGUAUAAACAGCCUGAAAGUGUAUGCAUGUACCAUAACAUCUAGACUUAAUAUAUUGUGGAGUAUUCAAUAACCAUUAUGUAGAAGGUAGGUAAGAAUUAAAAGGGUUUAAUUUCCUAGAAAGAAAAUGGAAAAAUGGUCAUUUUUAAAAAAUAAAGUUUAUUAGAUCAUAA